GAAACUUUGGGCGCGUUGAUUGCACACGACCACGGCCAUCAGCUGGGCUUACCUGGGCAUGCCGCACAUUCACAAUUCUUCCUCGCCGCCUGGAACAACCUUCUCCAAAAGUGAAGCCCCGGACAUGCCUGUACCGCCUGCCGAAUUUGCUCUCCGGAUCACCAGCCAGAGACAAUGUCUAUUCGCGUCCUAAUCAAGGAAUAUCCCCACCGUGCAAUCGCUCUCUCGACCGCGACACAUGCCCUCGUGCUCCGUCAUAGCUCAACUUCAACCGAGCAGAAUGGGCUUUACAACGCCUCUCAGACUUCGCUAUCGAGUAAUGGGGCUGCGGCGGCAAGAUGUAUGGUGGAAUUCUCGACGGUGGAAGAGCUGGAUUUAGGGGAGUACCGGGCCCUGAAUAUGGUCAAUACGCAUGGCACGCUGGGCUUGAUCACCGUGAAUGGGGAUGUUUUCCUGGUCGUGGUGAAUGGGGCGUCCAAGGUGGCGACAGUGAGGCCGGGGGAGACGGUACAGAGGAUACAUUCGGUGGGGUUUUAUUGCUUGAACAGCUCUAGCUAUGAUGCUCUUCUUAACGAUGAAGUAAAUCCUUAUCCGACGGAUACUAUAGACGAUGAAGGCUUUGAAAUGGGCUUUGGGAGAGGGAAGGGAGAGUCUCCGCUGGAACACCCUUGCUUGGCGUUGAAGAAGUUGUUAAGUAGUGGUACAUUUUAUUACAGCUCAGACUUCGACCUUACAAGGCGGCUGCAGGAAAGGUCCUCUGAUGCAGCAACCGUGUCCAUCGACAGUCUCGACGCCGGUUUCCUUUGGAAUUCAUAUAUGAUCCAGCCGUUGGUUGACUUUAGAUCUCGACUAGCCCCCCGCGAGAAGGAAGCACUAGAUGCUUCCGGCAUUCUGACCUCCGCAAUUCGAGGCUUUGCUCUUACCAUUACCAUUCCCUCAUCCACUUCCCCUAUUCGGACGCAACGAUCUGGACUGCCGUCAUCCAUGACUCUUAUUUCUCGACUGUCUUGCAGAAGAGCAGGCACUAGGUUCAAUGCACGUGGCAUUGACGAUGAUGGCAAUGUCGCUAAUUUCGUGGAAACAGAAACAAUAUACUGGGCACCAUCAGGUGUAUGCUUCUCAUACACACAAGUCCGAGGAAGUGUGCCUGUUUUCUGGGAACAGCAGACUGGACUGCUCCCCGGACAGCAGAAGAUUACCAUUACCCGGUCUCCUGAAGCCACUCAACCCGCAUUCGACAAGCACUUCGAAAAUCUAGAGUUGAGCUAUGGCGCGACUCACGUCGUUAAUCUCCUCAGCAAUGAAAAGCCUAACGAGAUGGAAUUGACUAGUCGAUAUCGGUACCACAUCAGGAACAGCCCGCUUAACAGCCAAGAGAAGGGCUCAUCCAGAGACCACGAGCUCAUCCAGCUCACGGAGUUUGACUUCCAUGCUGAGACACGAGGACCAGGGGGUUAUGAGAUGGCUAGUGAGAUUUCUCGGUGGAUUCAGAACUCCGCCGAUAGCUUUGCCUACUACCUAGCUGAAGAGGCAGAGGAGCAUGCGAGGGCAAAUGGAGAGGAGCAUAUUGUCAGAUGUCCAACUACAAUUCUUCAGCAGGAGGGUAUCUUUAGGACGAACUGCCUCGACUGCCUCGAUCGAACCAACCUCGUUCAAACCAUCAUUAGUAAAAUGGCUCUGGAGAUCUUCCUGGGUCAUAAGGGGCUGGGGGCUAACCCUGACUUCUGGAUUAGACACUCAAGCAUGUGGGCGGAUAAUGGAGACGCUCUAUCACGCAUCUAUGCAGGCACGGGAGCGCUUAAGUCAUCAUUCACUCGGCAUGGAAAGAUGUCACUUGCCGGAGCGCUGGCAGAUGCCCGGAAGAGCGCAACGCGCAUGUAUAUCAACAAUUUCGCGGACAAAGGACGACAGAACACGAUUGACAUGCUCCUUGGACGGUUGAUGGGGCAGGUCCCAGUCCAUCUCUAUGAUCCAAUCAACGAUUAUGUCAUGUCGGAACUAAACAAAAGAUCCGCGGAGUUUACUGAAAACGAGGUCAUCCAUAUGCUCGUUGGCACUUUCAACUUAAACGGCAAAACGCAUGGGAUUAAUGAAGAUCUGUCGCCCUGGUUAUGUCCGAAUGUGGAUCCUUCUCAGCAAUGUCCUGAGAUUGUGGCCGUUGGAUUUCAGGAAAUCGUUGAGCUUAGUCCGCAGCAGAUCAUGUCAACAGAUCCAGCAAGGAGGCAGGCCUGGGAGUCUGCGGUUAGGAACUGCUUGAAUAAGAAUGCAUCGAAGCAUGGGAAAGAAGAGUAUGUCCUUCUAAGAGGGGGUCAGCUUGUUGGUGCUUCGUUGUCUGUUUUUGUGAGAGCCAACUCUUUGAAGUUCAUCAAGAAUGUUGAAGGCAGUUUAAAGAAGACUGGCAUGUCUGGGAUGGCAGGCAACAAAGGCGCGGUAGCAAUUCGUAUGGAGUAUGCCAAUACUUCCAUCGUCUUCGUCACAGCCCAUCUUGCAGCAGGCUUCGCCAACUAUGAAGAACGAAAUCGAGACUACAGAACCAUCAGUCAUGGCUUGCGAUUCCAAAGGAAUCGCUCCAUCGAAGACCACGAUACAGUUGUUUGGCUCGGAGACUUCAACUACCGAAUAGGUCUGAGUAAUGAAAAGGUACAAAGACUCUGCCAUGUUGGCGAUCUAGAGACUCUAUAUGAAAACGACCAGCUCAAUCUUCAAAUGGUCGCCGGCCUAACAUUCCCUUACUAUUCCGAAGCCCGCAUCACCUUCCUCCCCACCUACAAGUAUGAUCUUGGCACCGACACCUACGACACUUCCGAAAAGGCACGUAUACCCGCGUGGUGCGAUCGCGUGUUACGCAAAGGCGACAACAUCCGACAAAUCAACUACGACGCCGCACCUCUGAAAUUCUCCGAUCAUCGUCCUGUGUAUGCCACAUUCCAAUGCCUGAUCAGCAAAGUCGACGAGAAGAAAAGAGAACGGUUAAGCCAGGAAAUGUACCGACAGCGCCGCGGCGUCGUUGGCGAUACAAGGGCAGGCGGGGGACUAGAAGAUACCGACGAUGAAGAUUUGAUCGGGUAUGAUAGCAUUGAGCCAGGGUUACCGCCUGCGAGCUCUGAUCGUAAGAAGUGGUGGCUUGAUAAUGGUCUGCCUGCGAGAUCGAGAGUCCAACCACCAAGUAACGACCACUUCCCCAACCCGAAGAGACCAAGUAAUCCGUUUACCCCAAGCCCAGAGCCAGAUUGGGUCGAGGUUAAGCGGAUGGGAAGGCCGCCUGAGCCGCCGCCGGCGAGGGGCUCGACCAGAACGAAGACGGUGGAUUUUAAUGGGAAUGGCACAGACAAGGGAGUGGGUAGGAGUAUGCCGAGCGUGUUGGCGAGUUCGACAACCAGUCUUGCAAAUACGAAAGCUAUGGCUAGGAAGCUUACUGUGCAGCCUUUCAACCCGAAUUCUAAUAGCAGUUCCCCUGGUGUUUCGAACUUUGAUGGAACAAAAGACACGCCAACAAACAUACCAACACGAUUAUCACGCUCCCCAUCCAACACGUCCAUACACUCUCUCCCGAACCUCCCCGUCCGUCCCGCUACCAACUCCCAAUCCCACCCACCAAACCCGUCAAACCUCUCAUCCCAAAUCCAGGUCCAAAUAUCUCGUAAACCCGCACCCCCUAUCCCGACCAAAAAACCAAGCCUUCUAUCAGCCUCUCUCUCCCUCUCUCCAGCUUCUACGCCAUCGCUACCACCGCCAUCCAAUGGCUAUAGAGAAAAUCCAGUGGAAGCACAAUCGCAACAGAGACCACACCCUCCACCUCCUCGUCGGUCAAUGGCCACUGCACAGACUUCCGCGUCUAGAAGCCGGAAAAUCUCAAGCCAGGAGAUGCAACAGAGUCUACUGGACACUAAUCCCCACGAGGAGAAGAGACCGCCGCUUCCGCCUCGAGCUGGCACGGGCAGUAGCACUGGCUCAGCGCCCACUUCUGUGAGAGGCAAACGAACAAAUGUAGGCGGAGGUGGAAGCGAGAAUUUAUUAGACGAUGAGCCGUCCGAGGAAUUGGAGGCGCUGAAAGGGUGGGAGGUCUUACGGCCUGUGAGGUGAUAGAGAGAUAGUUAUCAAUAUUGACAACGAUAGACUGAACUCGGGCUUUUAGAAAGGUAGAGCGGGGUUAGUUUGUCGGCAGGUUUUCAGUUCACAUGGUAUGAAGUCUGGCGAGAUGCUUGGUGUUCAUGGUGCGCGUGUGUCAUGCGUAAGUGCUCAGAGCGGUGCGGUUGAUUUCUGUGAAGUAGCUACUGCUCUUUUAGCGUUGGUGUAAUUUAGAGCGAACGGAAAAAGGUGGAUGACCUUCGGGACUGGGCUCGUUAUGGAUAGAGAAAUGGGCACGAAAAGUUCACUUAG
Lindgomyces ingoldianus is the source of this 4380-nucleotide messenger RNA. RefSeq lists its product as uncharacterized. Gene Ontology annotation, cellular component: membrane; cytoplasm. The transcript has 6 exons. The record is from RefSeq and is a predicted model, not a curated record. The coding region runs from base 175 to 4083 and encodes 1302 amino acids. Gene Ontology annotation, molecular function: phosphatidylinositol-4,5-bisphosphate 5-phosphatase activity; phosphatidylinositol-3,5-bisphosphate 5-phosphatase activity. Gene Ontology annotation, biological process: phosphatidylinositol dephosphorylation. NCBI's taxonomy places the organism in Eukaryota, Fungi, Ascomycota, Dothideomycetes, Pleosporales, Lindgomycetaceae.